AUGAGCACAAACUUCAGCUCAAACAAUGGUCUUCACUCUCGAAACCUCAUGCAUGUUUCAGAGGCGUUUCUUGGUACAAAGUUGUGCUCCAUAAGUAAAUCUGGUGGUAGGUCCAAAGCUUCAUUCUUGCCUGUAGAUUUGUGGAAAACUGCUGUAAGUGUGUCAUCUGGGAUUGAAAUACUAACAGCAGAUUCCAUUGCCACCAUGAAUUCUUUCCCUCUUGGUGCUGAUGAAUAUGACUUGGAUCUCCCCACACCUGGCUUCUCAUCCAUUUCAGAUGCCAUUGAAGAUAUUCGCCAAGGAAAGAUGGUGAUGGUUGUAGACGAUGAGGACAGAGAAAAUGAGGGGGAUCUAGUAAUGGCAGCAUCAGCGGUUACACCCGAGGCUAUGGCUUUCUUUGUUAAGCAUGGAACUGGGAUUGUUUGUGUAACCAUGAAAGGAGAAGAUCUUCAAAGAUUACAACUUCCUCUAAUGGUAAAACAUAAUGAGGACAAGAAUCGCACAGCAUUCACAGUUUCAGUGGAUGCAAAACAUGGAACAACCACAGGGGUGUCGGCUCAUGAUAGGGCAACAACAGUAAAAGCUCUAGCUUCAAAAGAGUCAAAGCCCGAGGACUUUAAUCGCCCAGGUCAUAUAUUUCCAUUAAGAUACAGAGAAGGAGGUGUUUUGAAAAGAGCUGGUCACACCGAAGCUUCGGUUGACCUAGCCAUGCUAGCUGGGUUCGACCCUGUGGCAGUCAUAUGUGAGGUGGUGGAUGAUGAUGGUUCGAUGGCUAGAUUACCAAAACUUAGGAAAUUUGUCGAAAAGGAGAACAUGAAAAUCAUUUCUAUUGCUGACCUUAUUAGGUAUAGGAGGAAAACCGAUCAUUUAGUAGAACAAGUUUCUGCUGCACGGAUACCUACUACAUGGGGGUCGUUUGUUGCUUACUGUUAUAAGUCGAUCUUAAAUGGGAUGGAACAUGUCGCUAUGGUCAAGGGUGAAAUCGGGGAUGGGAAUGAUAUACUUGUGAGGGUACACUCGGAAUGCUUAACAGGAGAUAUAUACGGAUCUGCUAGAUGUGAUUGUGGGAACCAACUCGCACUUUCAAUGCAACAAAUCGAAGAGGCUGGGAGGGGUGUAGUGGUAUACCUCAGAGGUCAUGAGGGUCGAGGCAUCGGUUUAGGCCACAAACUUCGUGCUUAUAACCUUCAAGAUGAUGGGCGUGACACUGUGGAAGCCAAUGAGGACCUCGGCUUGCCUGUUGACUCAAGGGAAUAUGACGUUGCUGCACAGAUUUUAAAAGACCUUGGUGUUAGAAAGAUGAAGCUAAUGACGAACAAUCCGGCUAAAUGCAUUGGGCUCAAAGGCUAUGGUUUGGAAGUCACAAGCAGAGUUCCCCUUUUGACUUUGGUCACAGAGCACAACAAGAGAUAUCUUGAGACCAAGCGAACCAAGAUGGGUCAUAUUUACGGGUCAGGGAAUAAUGGGGUUAACCUCAUCAAUCAAAACGAUAAAAUGCACUCUGUAUACCCUACUAAUUAA
Messenger RNA from Lactuca virosa, 1521 nucleotides. The record is from the annotation of a GenBank genome assembly. NCBI's taxonomy places the organism in Eukaryota, Viridiplantae, Streptophyta, Magnoliopsida, Asterales, Asteraceae.